This is a messenger RNA of Prorocentrum cordatum, 2195 nucleotides long. The record is from the annotation of a GenBank genome assembly. NCBI's taxonomy places the organism in Eukaryota, Dinophyceae, Prorocentrales, Prorocentraceae.
CGCACUGGUGCCUGCCGGGUCUGAUGCGAGGUGUGGUGGCCGCUGUCCUUCCCCGAGGCGGAGCACGACCAAUCCCCGGAGUUCGGGGAGAUGGCUCGGGGCGCCCGCGAGAAGCGGGAGGCGCGUAUGUAUGCGGCCCACGCAAUCAACCGACGUCACAGGGGAAGGGAGCCUGUUUCCACCGAGCACGUGCUCUCGUGGCUGGCGUGUGCUUUGGCUGGCCAACGGAGCCAGGCCGACGCCUCUCUGACAUGCAGCAGCGCGCGACGGCCACCACCUAGCACGUAUUAUCGUCAAACUGGCUUCAGCGACCACAAGCACAGCUGCGGCACGCAACUGCCCCUGGCGAUGGUCAUGCAAACUCCCUGAACACCAAAAGAUGGAGCGCGUCCGAGAGAGAAACAUAUAGAGCGAGUGGAAAAACUCAGGGUCAAGACGAUGAGACUAGAAGUGGGAGCUCCCUCGCAAAGGCCCUGUUGCACGUGAGGUGUGCGCCCAGUGACAGACACUGCGCCUGCGGCGAAAGCGCCAGAAACAGCACUUUGGGCACAGCGGGCAGCGAGAAAACACAGCCUGCAAGAGACGCCCUGGACCCCUGUGGCGCUCUGGCAAGCUCUCCUACGCAUAGAAGACGUGUCAAAACUGCGAAAACGCCAAAAGUUUAAUGAGCAGGCCAGGCCCAACGUCGUGCACACACGGCGCGGAAGACUGCCACAAACGGAGACUGCAACCAGCGCCGCUCAUGCUCAAUCCAUUGGCAGUGGGAACUUUCGCCCGCCGCCCAUCGGAGAGCACACCCAGCCGCCCCUCGCGGCCAGAGCAAGCCCGCUCUUGCUCGGAGCCCGAAUUUCUGUAGGACGCACGCCCGACCUUGUCGUCAGCUGACGGGCCAGCAAGAGACGGCGGGGAGAGGACGGGAAGAAGGGGAGGAGGAGGAGGAGGAGGAGGAGGAGGAGGAGGAGGAGGCUGUCGCCCACAUCUUCCGCACGGAUUUCGCGCUGCGGGUCGCUCCUCUGCGCCCGAGGAGGCCCGGCAGCGAGCCGCCGGAGGGGCGAGGCGGCGCGGACCUGCCGUGGGCGGAGGAAGAGGGCCGCGGGAGUCCAUCGCGCACCGCCUCGGUCGCAGCCCUUUGGCGCAGGCCUUAGUUUCAGCCGUCAAUCAUCGGGCACAAACUUCGGACGAACUCGCGCCAAGCGACAUUGAUGCCCCGCGUGCGCUGAGGGCACUGCGAGCUUGGGCUGUAGGCUCAGCGCUGCGGUUCCCUAGCCUGUAUCACUGAGCAUGUGGUUACCCACAUGCCUAAUUACGGAUCGCCGCCAGACGCUGCGCACGGCGAACGUCACCAUGCAGAUCGACUCAUGACUGCGGCAGGCGAGGAGAGGUCAAUCUAGUUGAACGUUGACGUGAACAUGGGCGUAUGUACAUGAAUUAAUGAUAUAUGACCUGCAGUGGGAGCUGCGGGAGGUGUACUGCUGCUGUAACAUCCACGGCUCCGGCGCGUAUGUGGUUCGUGCUUUCAUCCUCCACCAAGGCAAAAGUGGGUACAUCGCGCUGCCGCCAGUGACAAAGGCCGACGACCUGCGCCUGGCGCAGCCCUUCUCGGCAGCUCUGUUCAAGCAUCUGCCACAGCCUUGGCCGACGCUCCUGCGAGAUGUGCUGCAACGGCAAGAACACGACGCCUGGCAUGCCGCUGACGGCAGCGGCCAGGAUGUCUGCCUCCGCGAAGAUGUCAGACCACCCGCCCUCGCAGUGAGGCCCGGCCAAAACAGCGUCGGGAAUGCCCGUCGAAUUGGUGUGCAAGCAUAGUUUUCCUUCCAGCCCCCGACGGUAGGGAGAGGAGAGAGGUUUGGAAGGGAACAACGCAGAGGGAGCAGAGGGAGUCGAGGAGCAGCGACGACCCUGCACAACAGUCCCCGUCGUGCGGUCGCACACCUCUCAGCUGACGACGCGGGACUUCUGCCCAGCAUCGUCGGCGGCAAACUGCGCAGGAGGGGGCGAUUUCAUGACAGAGCUGCCCGGGACGGACGAGCGAGCGGGGGCAUCGCAAGUGGGGGGGGGUCCAAAUCAGCUCGCGUAGCUGGUUCUUCCCUGGCGCCUCCAGGCGGCCACGCGUCCAGGAGAGCACCCGGCGGCGGGGCCGCCACAGCGGCACGCAGCAGACACCGCGGCCCUCCCCGUCCACGUCGCCCCCCCCC